Molecule: messenger RNA, 1898 nt
Organism: Mugil cephalus (flathead mullet)
Lineage: Eukaryota; Metazoa; Chordata; Actinopteri; Mugiliformes; Mugilidae
Gene: tmem263
Product: transmembrane protein 263
Exons: 3
Coding region: 453-818 (121 amino acids)
Source: RefSeq, a predicted model, not a curated record
UGGGGCUCCGUUUAUGUAACUACUGUGUCAGCCAUGGAAACUUCUGCACAACCAUGAGCGUCACUCACUCAUGGAGACACAAAAAAAAAACAACACAGCCAAAAUACCUUAAAAAAGCAAACUUAUUCGAGUUUUAGCCUCAGCGGGGGUGGAUAGUUUGAAGCUAACGCGGACACAAGUCGACCUUUAGCCAGAAAAUGAAAAAUAAAAAUAAAAACGUGGUGUUUGGGGUAAAUUUUCAAAAUAAGGUUAGUUCAAAGACGCGCACAGACGGGCGGAAACAUCAGAGCCACCACCGUGCGCGGCUUCAAAAGUCACACGCUAUCGCUGGAUUACGCAGGAAUUUGUCAAAUGAAUAACUUUUAAUAUCAGAGCAUCUGCGGCUGCCUGGUCCGUGUGCUAACAGUGGCUAAAAUUAAAACUUUACGUCCUCGUAUCAAGGCUGCAGAGACAUGAGUCAGGCGGAGCAGGUGCCUGAGGACAUGCCUGCAUACCUCACAGAUGAGCCAGUAGCUACAGACAACAACAAGGACCACCCACAGACACAACCCGGCAUGUUCGGCAGGUUGGCGGGGGGGUUGUACGGCGCCACCAAGGGAGCCUUGGGAGCGACGGUGGGCGGCGUGACCUGGAUAGGAGGAAAGAGCCUGGACCUCACCAAGACGGCCGUUUGCUCCGUGGCCGCUGUGCCCGCGAUGGGAGUGGGCCUCGUGAAAGGGGGAGUGUGCGCCGUGGCUGGAGGAGUGACGGCCGUGGGCUCUGCAGUCGUCAGCAAAGUGCCCAUAGGGGGAGGCAAAAAGAAGGACAAGUCCGACUGAGGAGCGCAGCGGACGGACUGAAGCGUAUGGAUUGUGAUGUGUUUGGCCGUUUUAACCCUUGUGAGCGGGAAAGGAGCAACGAAGGACUCGAAAUGCAGCGUGCACGUCUCGGUGUCGGUUCUGUGCUUUUUUUUUUUUUCUCUUUAGUUUCUGCUUUUUAUGUGACCGUAAAUCAACGUAGCAAAGAUUUAUAAAGCGUCAGCAUGAGGAGUUGCACGGUCACCCGUGCCUGAAAGUUCGUGAGUAUUAAUCAUAUUAACGAGUUUUAUUGAAACUCUUGUGUUUGUCACGUGAGUUAGUGUUAAAGGAAAAAAAAAAAAGCGCACAGGUUAAAUUUCACUUGCAGGACAAUCAAUGAUCAGCGUCGACCUGAAACUGACAGUGAGUGGGAAUAUUUCAACACUUGCAUGGAUCUGGAGGUGUCCUCAGUAUGAUUUCCAUUCACUCCUCUUCAGUCGAAACAUGUUUGCUGGAUGCAGCUGGUCAAAGACGUGAUAUUAAAAGUCCGGUUUAACGUCUAAACUACGUCCUCACCCUCCAGUGGUUACGGUCUCCGAUCUGUGGAAGGCGACCCCUGCUUUUGAUACACAGUAAACGUCGUGUCAGGUAUUGACAGCAAUAAAUAGAUGAGCAAUAAAUGUAACACUCCUUUGAAAAAGUUCUGUCAGAUGACUCUUUACUACACAGAAGCUUCAUUAUGGCGUAUGUUUCCGCUACACUGCACAAAACACAUUCUUUAAGUUCUCAGCUUUAACGUUUCCAAAAUCCCAUUUUCUUUGUGUUUACUUUUGUGUGGUGUGAAUCUGAUGUUUGGAUUUCUUUACAUUAUCCUGAAUUCCGUUGGUCGGGCACUUGUUUAAGCUGAAAAACCUGUAAAUGUUUUAUUUUGCAAUGUUUUUGUUUUGUUUUGUUUUUUUUUUUUUACUCUGCCUGUUAUUGUUAAGUACCAGUCAAGCCUUGUGUCACGCAGGAUUAAGGUUUCAGAGCUUUUGUCAUACCAGUGUUGCAGGAUGUUUGAAACUAUUGAAAAAUGUCAAAGUUAUAUUCAAAAAUUUGUUUAAAUAAAACAACUGAAGUUGA